AAGUUCCCAAGCUUGAAAAAUCCUGCUCUGAAGUAAUAUAACUGUGUGGAAUGUAGGGAAGUUAUAGAACAGACACUUGCUUAACAUAGGAACCAGGGAACAAAAGGACUUUUAUUAAAAAAAACUAAACAAAUAGUUUUUUAAAAAAGGUCGCUUACCAGCUUAUCCUGGCCUUAAAAUUAUUGGCAGCCCAGGGUUUGGAUCUAAGCCUCUAGCAGACCAGUCCUUCCACCUGUCUUCCCAAAUCCUUUAGGUCUCCCCUCCUCUGCCACCUUCCUGGGAGAACAUGCCCAGUGUUGCCAUCCUUUAUUGGCUGUUCCAGCACCCAAUCAUUACAAAACCUUUGACACCAAAAGCUCAAUGUAUCCAGCAACACAUGAUAUAGAAUCAGUGUGUCUCAUCUCUCCUGUGGUUACUACAAAUAAAAGUUUAACAGAAGUUUAAAGUGCAGAACUAAUAAUAAGGAUAGGAGAUAACAUACUCAUUUUGAGUUUUACUCAGGAUACAAACUGAGUAAACUGAGCUUUCUACAUUGUAAAAUUUAGCAUUAAGUAUUAAUAUCUCUGUAGAAUUAGACAAGCAGAAAAACAGAAUGAAAGGUCUUCUGUAUUUAUCAAUUAGACCACAAGCAAAAACAAGCUGAAAGAUGCUUAUUCAUUUUUAUACCAGUUAAGGCCAUCCCACCAGUAAAACUAAAAAAUAGCAGUUAACAUCCUGAUGUAGCACUAAUUAUAUUGUCUUUUGGCUUCUGUUUCCAGGACUGAAGAGACCAAUUAUCCUUUGUAAUGAAAUAGGGAUCUCAUUUUCACCUCUGUGGGCUAAUAAAAAAUGAAUUAGAGAAAUUCAAUUUCCAUGAAAUCUGUUCUGAAGUAAAAUAUUUAAAGCAUCUUUAAAGUGAACCUACUCUUUAAGAAUUUAUUCUAACAUAAAAUCAAUGAGCAGCUAAAGAUGACUCAAAAAUAACCAUUAAUUGACCAAAAAAGGUUUCCCACUAAAAUGCUUCUGAUUGUGUCAUUUGUAGUCAUUAUCUGCAGUUUACCAUUUCUAAUUGUAAUCUUUCAGACUUUUUUUCAUUCAAUCCAUUCAGUUACAAUUAACAGCACAGCUAAGCAAUUUGAAAGUUUUCAAGAAUUAAUACAAUAUCAUCUCAAAGUACUAUAGUUAGUAAAGAUUUGGUUUGCAUUUUUCAAUUGACAAUUGUAUUCAGAAAGAUUUUGCUUUGUCAAGAUGGGUAUUACUAGAUCUGGCCCUGUGGAGCAUAAAUUCUGAAUUUAUUUUCCAAAUUUUCACAUAUGCAUUGAGGUCAAUGGAAGCUUUUUUCUAGAUUUAGCUGUGUAGUAGGUUGCUCAUAAGGAGCAUAACUAGGGAGGGAAAAAUAAACCAUCUGCUCUUCACCUGCUGCCUUUCACGAUCCUUUGCCAAACACGACAAGCUUGGAGUGAACCGUCUUUCUCUGAUGCCAGUGGCUGCUUUUUGUCCUCCAGAGCUUAAUUUCAUGGGGUGAAGAUAUUUUUCCUCCUGUGUUAGGAGAGGAAAGGGGAAGGCUUGAGAAAAUCAUGAAUUUUACUUAAUCUUGUAAAAUGUUAUAAAAAGGGGGGAGGAGGGCCUUCUCCAGGCAGCUCAAAUGUAUAUCAAAUCCUCAUUGUGUAAACACAUGCUUGAUUGGUUGGUUCCUCAUUAACUCUGCUUCUCCCUGCCCGACAUGGUAGAACAUGGAGUUUUGCUACUUUCCUAUCAUACUCUGCUAUUUCUUCCUGUGUGUAUAUAUCAGAAUCAUUGCAUUGGAAGAGAUCAUAGAGGUCUCUAGUUCAAGCCCCUGCUUGGUGCAAUAUCUACUACUGUAUCUCUAAAUGAUGACCAUCCACCCUCUAUUUGGAGAUGUCUAAUCUAUAUAAUCUCUAUACAUGUGCAUUAGUAAAGAGAAAAUCAAGUCUGCACUUUUGUUUUUUAUUCUGUAAACCAUUCCAUGGACAAUUGCCAAUAGGAUGGUAUAUCAUAAAAUAAAUAAGCAUAUGUAUCUGGUACAAACUCUGAUGAUGAAAAAGUGAUGAAACAAGUAUCACAACAUCACAAGGCAAACCCCAGACUUUUAUAUUUGCCUCCUUGGGUCAGAGGCAAGUACAAAAGUGGUAGAGUUUUAAUUGCGAUGUCCCACACCCAUUUCAUGAUUUGCUGCCUUGCCUUCUGCAGAUGCCUGUGUAAAUAAACAGAGAAAUAACCCCAGAGAGGAGAAAAAGGAAAUAACCAUUCUUUUUAUUUCUUGCCUCCAUUUCUGUCUUUCACUUCGAAGCUUCCAUUCUUUCUUCCAUGCAGUUCAGUCCUUAUUCCAUCCUUCCCUCACUCCUAUAAUCAAUCCAAGGUUCCUCCCUCCCUCCCUUUUUGCUCCAUUCCUCCUUUUUUGCUCCAUUCCUCUAUCUACUGUACUCCACUUUUGAGUUCUCAUUUCUCACCAUGCAUCUAUCAAUUUUGAAAGAUCUCCCAAAUGAAGUCAUGCACCAUUUUAUUUCACUUUGAUUUUUAUUUAUGAGGAUAACAAUGAUUGAUAAAUAUCAAUUGGUGUCUUUCCAUUGAGUUGAUAAAGAGCCAGUUCAGCAGAGAGCAAACACCGGUCAUCAGUCCAAGAUUAUAAAUCCAGAAUGGCAUUGUCUCUCCAUUGUAGUUUUUGUUUACUAUACCCCAUCUCAGUAAAUCCAUAGUUCUUCAUAUUGAUAAAUUCCAGAUGUUUGCUAUAUGCUUCAAAAUCACAUUUAAAUUGUAUUACAUUUCCCAAAAUCAUAUUUUGAAACUUAGAUAUUAAGCCAAAAUGGAACAACAGUGAACAAAUCAAAAUCAUAUGUGUGUCCUCUCCAGGUUCACUAAAUAUUUUUACUCUGUGUAUUUCUGAUUUUAAAAUACUCUGCUUCAUCUUGGAAAAUAUCUAUUUCACCAUGUCCAUUGUGGUUUUUAUCUGCAUGAAUUCAGCCCUCCUAAAAGACUAUAAAUCAUGAGAAAGGGCUUUUAAAGAGAUAAGCAAGUCUACAGAACUUUGUAUUACUUUCUGUACUUCAUUCUCUUGUAGAUUUGGAAUAAAUUCAGCUUUUGCUUGUUCUUCAGCUAUGAGAAGCUAUUCCCCCUCAGAUGAGAAGUUGGUUCUUGCUUUCUCUGUCUUCUUGAUUUUAGAUCCAUAAUUUAUCACCAUGGGCAUGGGUCAAUAUAGAAAUUAUGUUAUUAAAUUAAAAAACAAAACAAAGCUAAAGUUUUCUGCUUAGCAAUUAAGCAGUCAAAAGGUGAGAGAUAGCUCAAGCUGGAAUAGGACCAAGUUAGUAAAUUCAGCAUAUUGUCAUUAGCAACUGGAAGUCCAUUGAGAAUUAACUAUCAGUUUGAAUUACAGGGAUUUGGCUGGGAAAUUAAUUGGUACUUUGUCCUUUAUGUAACAGCAAAUAAAUACUAAUAAUUAUAUUUCUGAAUUUGCAUAUAUUAAUAUAAAUUAGAAUGAAUAAGUGUAAUGCAAGCUUGUGUCCUAAGAGUCUACAUCCCAAAUCCUUUUGGUGCCAACCAAUCUUACUUCUGCCUUGUGAAUGAAUUGCUUAAAAUAUCACUUAGUUUUUAGUCAGCUUUGAAAAGUUGAAAGGAGAAUUUCAUCAGCACAUUUAAAUUACGUUGCCAUUCUAACACAUCUGCUGACAGACUACUGUCCAGCAUCACUUCUUUACCAUUGCCAUGGGAUUCUCAAUUUAAAGUUUCUAUAUGGUUCCCUGGCCAUAGCACACUCCUGAAUCAAUGUUAUGAAAUGAUAGGAGGAACUGGCAAGGAACUGCUAUAAGAAAUUAGAUUUGCUCUGAGGCUCUAUCACACAGUCUCAAAUUAAUGAAAAGAAACUCUAGCCCAUUUUAUAGAAGGCAUAAAUGUUAAAUGCAUCCAGUUACUCAAAAUUAGCAUCUGAAAACACAGUUGCAAUUUAUUUUCAAUAAACCAUUGUGAAAUCUUUCCAGAAUAAUAUAAUUGUUUUUAACUGGACAAUUUUUUGCUAGUGUAUGUGCUCUCAGCAACAAUAUCGACCACUGUUAUUCUUUAGAUUAUACAUUGUACUGUCCUAUGGAGACACAGAAAGGUUAAUACUAAAUCAUUGGGUAGGUGUUCAGAAAUCCGCAAAGUUGUUAAAAUGUACAUUAACCUAGAACCAUAGGGUUGGAAGGGCUUUUCCUGAAGAAGAUCUUAUAAUUAAAAUGCUUAUGCUUCUGUAAUAAAUAAUUGGAUAUACAUUAGAAUCAGUUCUGUUGUUGGCAUCUUUGGGUGCUUCAAAUUCUGAUUGGAUGGUAAAAAUACAGUUUCAAGAGGUGCCUAAUUAAGGUGUUUAAUUUGGGAGUUUGGGGUAGUUCGGUGUAGUGGUUAAAGGUGCUGGAAUAGAAGCCAAGAGACUGUGAGUUCUCAUUUUCCAUUAGGCAUAGAAGCUACCUGGGUGACUUUGGUCCAAUCACUUUCUCUCAGACCCAGGAAGAAGGCAAUGGCAAACCAUUUCUGAAAAUGUGACCAAGAAAACUGGGUAGACUUGUCCAUGUAGGCUGACUCAAAGGCACUAAAAAAAAUAUAUAUUUCUAUCUAGUAUCAGUAGGACAAUUUUAUGUGAAUAUAUUAGUUCCCAUUUCAUUAUUUUUCAGGCAUAUUCUGUUUAUUUACUCAUGACAGCUAUUUCUAUCUUCCUUUCAGUCUCCCAAAGCAGUAUAUAAGCAAUUGUAAAUAAUAGUAAACAACGUUAUUAUUUAAUUCUCUGGGGAGAAGAAAUCAUCUGAGCAGGUUUCUGUGGUGGUUGUCCCCUGCUCCUUCCUUCUUCCUUUAGAGAUCCUUCCUACAGGACAACCUGAUGGUAAUGGGCCUGCGAUGGAGGAGAAAGGAAGAAUUCCAUUAAAUAAUGAUGGUUGUCACCUGGUUUCCAACCUUUCCUUUCUAGGGCUCUUCCCAAGGGAAGUUGGAAUAGUCCAGCAGAGCAGGCUUUUGUAACCUAUUUGCCUUCCUGCAGUUCUAAAAAUCAUGUACAUCUACAGGAUUUUUUCUAGGAAUUCCAAUUAACUUUGAAGAUAUAAAUAGAAUAUCUAAAGCUGAAGGACAUUCAUAUGCAUGUGAACAUGAAGGAGAGGAGAAAUGUAUGUCUAAAGAACUAGUUGCUAAUUCAGCAAGAUUUUUUUUUUCCUUUCAGCCUCAAGAGAUGUUUAAAAGGAUGGUGGUUUACAAUUCAUCAUUUAAAACUAACAAAAAACAAGUAAAAUCAUUUUUCCUUUUUGCAUAUGUGUGUGGUAUUUUUGCAUUUCGACUGUAGUAUGCUAUCCCAGUUUCCUCUCUUUUCUGUCUCAUAACAUUGAGAUAAAGAUGGAAUAUACAUUAAAAUAGCAAGCUUUGAUUCUUUCAAUGGAUGCAUGCAGUUCUGCUAGAGUAUUAAGAAACUGGCUAUGAAUACAAAAAGAUCUGAUGUUGUAAAUUCUUUAGUCAUUUGAUAUUUCACACUAGUGACUCUUAGACUUUUUCAUUCAAAUAUAACAUAACAUAAGGAAUAUAAAUAUUCUUUUUCCAUUCAUUUCUAUCUUAUUUCUACCAGGUCACUUGUGAAAAGAUUGAUCUCCUUCAGAAAAUGUAGUUUGGUAAUAAAUGAGGAAAAUGCUAGAUUGCAUGAAUCCACCCAGAAUGAUCAAAGAAAAAAUGAUAGUGGUAUAGAUGAGUUCUCAAAUUAGUAAAUUAUUUUCCAGUGGUUGUAAUUAGGGUCCCUGAUCGAUUUUGUAAAAGAGUGUAUUCUGUUUUAAUCUUGGCUUUUCAAGUAUUCUUAGCUAGUUGUCAAAGAAUGUUUGGAUUAUUUUUUCAAAGACUAUCAAAGAUUUUCUAAUGUAGGCUUUCAUGACCAGUAUCUGUUGGGCAAUGUUGAGCUUCUGAAUUUAGUGAUCAUGGUCUAGAGAACAGAUUUCCUGACAUUUCACCAGCAACAGUGGCUGAUAUCUUCAGAAGCAUGAUGUGCUCUGCAGACCACAGGUAACUGAGCAGAGACUGACUGGACUCCCUGUCGGUCUUCAGUUUCCACAGCACAAUUGCUGUCCAGUCAGCUCAGUCAGUCCCUGCUCUGUUGCCUGUGGUCUGCAGAGUACACCAUGCCUCUGAAGAUGCAGCCAGUUGCUGGCUAAACCCUGAAGCCCAACCCUGCCCAACUGUCAAAGAUUCUCACUGCUUAAGAAAUACUGGGUAGGAAAGAAUGAUGUGAGGGAUUAACAAAAUCCAUUGUUUCUAGUGGGGAGCUGGACCUAGUUGAUGCUGAUCCUGGGGGCUUUCAGGAAGGUUUGUUUAUCCUUACUCUCAAGAUACCAUUGCUGCAUCCACACUACUGUCAAAUCUCCCUGCCUAUUGCUGGGCCUAGAAACAUUACAAGGAGCAAACGGAGACAAAAGUGGCAGUAGGUGUGUAGAAUAUCCAGUCCCAUGCCAAGGACUAUAAAUAUUAAUGAUUUUUCAGAAGGAACAAAAUGAUUGUAUAGAUUAAGCAUUUGUUUCAUGUUGAACAAGCAGUUGUCAGAGGGACCUCUAAUUAAAUUUAGGGCUACUUAUGUUAAAAUCCUGUAUAUCUUACCCACUCUAGCUAUUCACAUUCUUAAUCAAUUUAAAUGACUUACUCUUUCCAACUACCAAUGAACAAAAAGGCAAGUCUUCAGGUAUUCAUCAUACAUUGAUUAAAUUAUGCUAUGGAAACUGAAGACUUGCGCGAACUCAGAGGAGCAUGGGCUGGACAAAGGUUUUCUCUGUGGAAGUGAACAGGUGGCUCUUCUGCAUUUUGAGGCAACAAGAACCUGUUAUGUGUUGCUCUUUUUAUGAUGUUAUUUUAACUGAUUGUUCACAUGAUUUUGAUGAGAUUUAUUAUUUUGUGAGCCUCCCAGAGUGUUAGGAAUUGAGCUAGAUAUAAAUUAUGUAAAUAAAUAAAAUUAGGAACAGUAAUAUGAGCUAGCUGGUAUCAUAAUUAAUAUCUUUUGAGCAAAUGCCUACAGCAAAAUAUUGAUGAAAAUUGUUCUAGGCAAACUAAAGAGGAACCUUCAUUUGUCUUUAAUUGAAGACAUCAUUAGGUCAUCCCAGAGGUUAUUAGAUGUUGUAGCUUUCCCUCCCCUUAGGCAGUGAAGGGCUAUGGGAACCACCAUUUUUCUUUUCUGUCAAUGCUCUGGUGAUAGAGGAAGAGGGUCAGGUUAGGUAUUUGAUUCAAAGCCCUCUUUUCCUUUGAAACUCCCAAAGCAGUCCAGGAACCAGCAUAUUAAUCUAUUCCUUGUUAUGUCAAUGGGAGGGAAAAGGGCUACAGUAGGGAUUCCAGCCACAAUUAUGUCAGAUGAACAGUCAUCAUAACAUAGUUUAAUUCCUUGCCUAGGAAGUUCAGUGGAGCAAUGCAGCUGAGCUGUGAAGCAGGAUGUUUUACGUUUCAGAGAUUUAAACAUGUUUGUUUGGUACAGAUGAUUGUUGAUGAAUGAAGUAAAUGUGCUCUAGAAGUGCUUUCUGGUUUGCAUUUCUCAUGGCAGUUAGCACUCCAAUGUCAUCCUGCUUUUACUCCCCACAUGUUAUACUCUAGUUAUGCUAGAGGAGUACAAUGGUCUUAAUCAAAAUUUAUCUUGCCCAUGACCUUCAUGUUGGAUGGAUUAAAAUAAACGGUCAGUAGCUAAGUCUGAAGACUUAGCUCUUCCACAUUCAGUAAACCUCUUCAGAUUAACUUAUCUAACUGUUGCAUUCUAAAAGGUAAAUCUGAUUUAAGAAGGUUGUAUGACUUAAUGUCAGGAGGAACAUACCAUUUCUCUCUUUCUUUCUGGCCUUUCUUUCUUCAAUUCAUUUGAAAGUCUAUUUUUAUUUAGAGCCUGCUAUGCAUGUAUUUGAUUACCAAUCUUAUUUGCAGGGCUUCCAAAAAUAUGUGGAAGACUUUGAUCCCUACACCAUGUUUUCACCAGAUCAGAUUAUGGGGAAAGAUGUACGACUCCUUCAUAUUAAGAAGGAAGGAUCAUUAGACCUUGCAGUAGAAGGAGGCAUCAAUUCCCCAGUUGGAAAAAUAGUGGUAUCUGCUAUUUAUGAGGGGGGUGCUGCAGACAAGCAUGGAGGUAUUGUGAAAGGGGAUGAAAUAAUGGCUGUAAAUGGCAAGAUUUUGCUGGAUGCUAAGCUGGAUGAAGCUCGGGCCGCUCUUGCAAAAGCAUGGAACGUGGGAGGGGAUUGGAUUGACUUGGUCAUUGCAGUGUGUCCUCCCAAGGAAUAUGAUGAUGAAAUGACAUUUUUUUAACAACAUGGGAGAAACUAAAUACAUCUUUUGAAGAAAGCUACCAGUGUAUCGUCAUUCUUACCCAACCACAAAUCUUUAGUUAAGAAGUACAAAAAAGAAGAACACAAGAUUAUUCCAGUGAUUCAGGCCAAUAUGCUCUUGGAGCAACAUAUCAUGUAAUUUCCUCCCAUAAGCUAUUACUAUUGCUCAGUUAUACAGUAACAGCAGAUAGCUCAAAAAUUCACUGUAGGUGAUAAAAAGAGACAAAUGACAAUUUUAAAGCUAAGUGCAGUUUGUAUGAAAUCUGUAGUAACUGUCAUCAUUAUAAAGGAGAGACUCAUCUUUUUCCAUAAAUAAGAUGUUUACAGUCCCAUACAUAACUGGACAGAAAUAAAGUGAAAUCAGUGGGACUUACCUUCAGGAAAGUAUCUAUAGAAAUGGAAAAAACAGUUUCAGAAAGACGUGGCUGAAAAUCAGCUCUAUAUUCUUGGAGGGGGGGUGGUUCUCAGUUAUAAACUACCUUUAUGCAGACCUUAUAUACUGUAAAUAGCCUUACCUUUUCAAUUAAUUCAAAAUCUAUCCAAUGAAUAUUCUCUACAGAGGUUUGGAAAAGAGCCACUAGAUCUAACUUUCUAGGAUUUAAAACAUAUUAUUGCAAAAUUACUAAGAGAUUUAGUGAGAUUAUAGCUGUGCAAAGUGUAAUAGGAUUCCUAUUUCAUGAUUUAAAUUAAAAUAUAACUCAUCUCUGCUAAGAAAUUAAUGUUAUAUACUAAGUGUUAUCGUUACCUUACUGAUUAUUUGAUGACAUUUCAGUUAAUUAGAUCAGCCAAAAAUCCAGUAACAGUAAACCCACAGAUCCCUAUUCCACAUUUAUUAUAACACUUAUCAGAAAUCAUAAACCUGGCACUGUACUGAACACAAGUUUGUUCCAUUCAAGUGGGAUUGCAGUCAGCAUUAUAGGAAUAUGGCAGGAAUGAAAGGAAAGGAAUAAUAAAAAUGAGAUGGUGUCAGAGUAGGAAAAGGUCAGUCUGGCUCUGUUGCUGAACAGGAAGAAUUACAGGAAGAGUAAUUUCGGUUCUCGGUUGGAAGAUCAGAAAAUAUAAGUUGAACAGAGUAGUAUGUUUUAUUUCACUCUAGCAAUUCCUAUAGCUGAAUUGCAUUAUUUUAAAAUUAUGCAGGUUUUAAUUCAGUCAGCACAGAAGCUAAUGCUACAAUUGCACUGGUACAAAUUUUUCAGCAGAUUUACUUUGCAUCAGAGUUAAAGCUAUUCAUUACUGGAAAGGCAACUAUAAAAUAAUAUAAAAUAAUACACUGUUCCUAUAUUCAUCUAAUUUGGCAAUCCACAUUCUGGUAAAAUCAAUUAUACAAUUCACGUGUCAGAUAAAUUAUGCUGAUGAAAUCCUAUUGGUCCAGACAUGGGUGUCUGCAGAGGGUGCGCUACAAGAUGCCAUCAUCAAGCAAAUGCCACAUUUCAUGUUAUGACACCAGAUGUCAGGAUGUAAGUCGCUAAGGAUGCAUGUGCUUGAUGUCACUGUGCAUGUACAGUAUCAUCAUUUUGACAUCAUAUUCACAUUUCGCUUCAAAAGCCACUGCUCUGGUUUAGUCAAAUGUUUAGUUGAAUAUUUACCACACAUGGAAACAAAAUUCUCUUUAUAGAGAUCAGUUAUGUGGCAUUGUGUCUUGCUUGCAUAGUAAUAUGCACAUAACAUUGGGCCAAAAAAAAAUUAAGAAUAAUUAUAAUUUCCAUACUGGUAUAAAUACUGAAGGGACAACAUUAUAAAAUUUGAUUGCUUUAUUAUAAAUGAUUAUUUUUAAUCCUCAGUACUACAGAUAUUUAAUCUGAGCCUAUGUAUCAAAGUUUAUAUUCAUGAGAUUAUUUAAUAGAUGAAAUAGCAUUUUGGAAUCAAAGUCCUGUAUUGUCAAUCAAAACAAUUUUUCAUUAAAAGAAUCAUAUAAAUUUAUUCUUAAUACAAGC
Messenger RNA from Python bivittatus (Burmese python), 10207 nucleotides. The record is from RefSeq and is a predicted model, not a curated record. NCBI's taxonomy places the organism in Eukaryota, Metazoa, Chordata, Lepidosauria, Squamata, Pythonidae.